Molecule: messenger RNA, 4652 nt
Organism: Pimephales promelas (fathead minnow)
Lineage: Eukaryota; Metazoa; Chordata; Actinopteri; Cypriniformes; Leuciscidae
Gene: crb2b
Product: crumbs cell polarity complex component 2b
Biological process (GO): heterophilic cell-cell adhesion; establishment or maintenance of epithelial cell apical/basal polarity; Notch signaling pathway
Cellular component (GO): plasma membrane; protein-containing complex
Molecular function (GO): Notch binding; calcium ion binding
Source: RefSeq, a predicted model, not a curated record
GUGCUCCUCCAUCCAGCAGAAGGGAGUUAAUAAAAGCAGAAUAAAGAAUAAACAUCCACGCCGUGUUUUCCAUCAUCCCGCAGAGAGUUUAUCACAGCCGCGAGUGUGUGUGAGACUCGGAGAACACACAGAGCUUCACUCAGGAUGAAAACACGAUGAUGUGGGAAUAUUUCCACACGUGUGCGCGGGUUUAAAGUCUGGAAGUCGAGCAUCACUUCAGGACAUGGAGUUUGGACGGAUUUAUUUGCGGUAUAAAAGAGCAGUCCUGCUGUCACUGAUGUUCAAGCUGGGUGUGUUCUGCCCGGUCACGUCUGAAGUGUGUGUGCCUUCUCCAUGCCAGAACAACGGCACGUGUGUACCGAUUCUGGGCGAUUCUUACACGUGUGUGUGUUCUUACUCUCCGCCUCUAUACGUCGGUGAACACUGUGAGCAUUUAUACAACCCGUGUGACAAAGCAGACUGUGUCUACAAGUGUGUGAGCAUUUUAGGGACGCGCAACCACACCUGUGUGUGUCCCAACGGGUUCGCCGGACUCGCCUGCGACCUGAACAUCGAUGAAUGUGAGAGCAGCCCCUGUGCGGGGGUCAAGAGCUUCUGUGUGGAUGAGGAGAACGGAUAUUCGUGUCACUGUCCCAGCGGAUACAGCGGGGAGGACUGCAGGACGAGGGUCCGACACUGUGCCGAUGACCCGUGCCACAACAACGCCACCUGCGUGUGGGCGCCGAACGGAUACGAGUGCCAGUGUCCCGCGGGCUUCCUAGGUCAAAACUGCGAAGUAGACGUGGAUGAGUGUGUGUCGCAGCCCUGCAGGAACGGUGCCAUCUGUCAGGACGGUCCUGGUGUGUAUCAGUGCUUCUGCGUACCUGGUUUUCAAGGUUACCACUGUGACAUUGACAUCAACGAGUGCGCAUCCCAACCCUGUGAGAACAACGGGACGUGCAUCAACGGGAAGGACCGGUACAUCUGCGAAUGUCUGAUUGGGUUUACGGGAGUGAACUGUGAGGUUGACAUUGAUGAAUGUGAUGAGGAUCCCUGUCAGAACGGCGCCACCUGUCAUGAUCACGUGGGUCUGUACACCUGUGCAUGUGUGUCGGGGUACGAGGGCAUUAACUGUGAGCUGGACAUCAACGAGUGUGACAGUUCACCCUGCCAACAUGGAGGGACGUGUGUGGAUAGGGUGAACAGCUUUGAGUGUGACUGCAGUGGCACUGGAUUUAUGGGCUCUUUCUGUGAAGAAGACAUCCCCGAGUGUGUGUCUGACCCCUGUCUGCACGCUGCCACCUGCCAGGAAGGAGUUAACCAGUAUUCCUGCCUCUGCUGGCCAGGAUAUGAAGGCGAGAACUGUGAGGUUGACGUGGACGAGUGUGACGCGCGGCCGUGUGUAAACGGUGGUGAAUGUUUCCAGCGGUCCGACGCGAGACACUACCGGGUUUUUCCUGAACUGGACCAGGACUUCAGCUACGAGCGCGCGUCUGGAUACCUGUGCCACUGUCUGGCUGGGUUCACUGGUGAAAACUGUUCAGUGGACAUCAACGAAUGUGAGUCGGCACCGUGUGACAACGGAGGAACCUGUGAAGAUCUCGUCAAUGCAUUUCAGUGCCGGUGUCCGCCGGGGUUCACAGGUGUGGUGUGUGAUACUGACGUGGACGAGUGUGAGAGCGAGCCGUGUCAGAACGGUGGCCGCUGUGAGGAUGGCAUUAACGACUACACGUGUCACUGUCCUCGUCCAGCGCGGGACCAGAUGCCCUGGGGCGGCCGGCACUGUGACGUGACACUGACCGGGUGUGUGAACGACCCCUGCCUAAACAACGCCACCUGCUGGCCAUCGCUGCAGGGAGACGAGCACACACACACCUGCACGUGCCCUCCUGGCUUUCAUGGGGAGCGAUGCGAAACCUCCACCACCUUCUCCAUGACGGGCGGAGGUCAUGUGGUCCUGGAGGUUUCACACGGGAACAGGAGUCGCCGGCACGCGGGAUCACAAGCGCCGAGCGUCCAGAUGAGGUUCAGGACGACUUUACCCGACGCGAUCCUCCUCUACCGGGGAAGCCAGGAGCACUUUUUUACACUGGAGCUGAGUGGCGGGAAUCUUCUCUCCAGAGCCGAAUCUGGAGAUUUGAGGCUUGCUGUGAUGUUACGCGGGGACUUCAGCGACGGCCUCUGGCAUGAAGUCUCCGUCAGUGUGGACGAGAGACUCGCUCUGACCCUGAUAUCAGAGAACAAGAGCGCUGAGGAUGGAGGACACAACCAGCUUCUGUCCUUCCAGCCGAAGGGCUUGGAGAAAACACACAUCGGAGGCGUUCCUCUGGAGCUCCUCAACAACACGGCGUCCGGGACGGGGUUGGUCGGGUGUGUGGAGGAUCUGCGUGUCGAUGCUCAGCUGGUUUUACCCAGAAGCCUCCGCUCUCAGCAUGUGCAGAUGGGCUGCGAGAGACGCGAGCGGUGCCGUCCCGAUCCCUGCUCCCAGCGAGGACACUGUGUGGAUCUGUGGAGCGACUACAUGUGCCAGUGCCACACGCCGUUUCAUGGACACAACUGCUCAGAAGAGCACUCCUCAUGGACGUUCAGUCACGAGCGCAGCAGAAGCUUCGCUGCGUUCCCCAUCACGCAGAAGCACGACUCAAACCUGAGCGUGUCGCUGUGGCUGAGAUCCCGGCACCCAGACGGCCUGCUCCUCCAGCUCCAGCACGACAGUCAUGCUUACUUCACUCUUUUUCUGAAGAACGGCUCAGUAUAUAUCGCCAUAUACAACUCCAUCACAAAGGCCUCGGGAUUCCUGACCGAUGGGGAGAAGGUCUUUGUGGCUAUUAAAAAACAACAAGGUGUUAUAGUGUUUAACGAAACGCAGCCGAUUUCUGCCAGUCACGUCGACUUUGAGGUGGAGGCGGGAGAUGUGGCGUAUCUAGGUGGGCUUCCCGAAGGAGAAAACACCGGACAGUGGGGCGGAUAUUUCAAGGGUUGUUUGCAGGACGUCCGGAUAGACGACACACAACUGUUCAUGUACUCGGGGAGCAUCAGCCAGAAACCACAGCAUUCAAGCUACUUACCGAGAAACUCAUCUAAUGUGCUGGAGGGAUGUGUCGGGGACCAGACGUGCAAGAUGAAGCCCUGUCGGAACGGAGGGAAAUGCGCGGUCAUCUGGAAUGACUUUGUGUGCUCCUGUCCGCCGAACUACUCCGGGAAGACGUGUGACACGCGUGUGUGGUGUGUGAGUGACCCGUGCGACUCCGGGACUCGGUGCGUGGAUCUGCCUGAUGGUUAUGAGUGUCUAGCCAACGCCACAUUCGAGAGCAAUGCUCUCCAGUUCAGCGCCAACGGCUCCCUGUUGUUCCCGAUGAUGCGGAUCUCCAUGGACCUGCGGACGCGCGAGGAGAACGGGACGCUGCUGCGCGCCUCGGACCGGCUGGAGUUCUUCUGCGUGGGGCUUCUGAACUCCUCGCUGAUCGUCAAGUUUCGUGAGGGGAACAGUCUUGAUGUGCACGCGUUCACCAGCGACAUCCCCGUUUCGGAUGGAGAAUGGCAUCAUGUGUUGCUCUACUCGUCCAUCUCGAGGAGCUCGGCGUCCCGUUGGAUCCUGGUCGUGGACGGUCGGAUAUCGGGAUCCAGUCUGCCGGCGUCCGGCGGCUUCUUCAACUUCUCCACCGUGUGGCUUGCGGAGAACUACUCCGGCUGUUUGGGGGAGGUGCGGAUCGGUGGGGUUUAUUUACCGUUUUCCGGACGCCUGGAGGACGAGGCGCCGCAAACGUCCCAGUUCAUCCGAGUCGGCGGGACAGAGCCUCGGCUGGGAUGCUCCGGCUCCCCCGUGUGUGUUUCCGAGCCUUGCCUGAACAACGGCUCCUGCACGGAUCUCUUCAAUCUCUUCUCCUGCACGUGUGUCCCGGGAUGGACGGGCGAACUCUGCCAGGAGAACGUGGACGAGUGUGUCCAACAGCCCUGUGUCCGCGGCGUGUGCCGGGAUCUGCCCGGGGACUAUGUGUGCGAGUGUCCCGAUGGAUACGCUGGGAAGAACUGCCAGGAAAAGGUGGACGGGUGCCGGGAGGAGCAUCGCUGUGAGAACGGAGGCUUGUGUGUGUAUUCAGUCACGGGACACACCUGCUUCUGUCCACCUGCUUACACAGGCCCGUCCUGCCAAUGGCGUCGGUGUGAUGUGGAUUCAGAAUGUGAGAAUGGUGGCGUUUGCACUGAGGGAUUCUGGGGAAGGAACUGCACCUGCAGACCCGGCUUCAAUGGAGAGAGAUGUGAAGUGGAUAUAGAUGAAUGUGAGUCGGACCCGUGUCUGAAUGGAGGCACGUGUGUGAACAGAGCCAAUCACUACCUCUGCGAGUGUGUGUCGGACGUCAGCGGAGACAACUGUGAGAACACGAAGCAGCUGCAGGCGGAGCGCGUGCCGUGGCUGCUGGUGGCCGUCCCGCUAGCGUGUCUCGCUGUCCUGCUGGGAACACUGGGAUUGGUUUGCCUGGUUCUCACCACCCGGAAGAAGCGUCAGUCCGAGGGAACGUACAGCCCCAGUCAACAGGAGGUGGCAGGAGCUCGGCUGGAGAUGGGCAGCGUGCUGAAAGUGCCUCCAGAAGAACGACUCAUCUGACACACAUGAGAGAGGGAGAGCCAGCAGGUGUCGAGGCACGUCGAGCGAAGCUUCCAACCUGCACGAU